AUGCCGACCUAUUAUAAAUGGGUGUCUGCUCCUAAACCAAAAAGAAGACACGAUUACCCUAGUUUGGAAGUUACUAACCAUCCUUUAAAGAGUGAACUAUUAAAUUUAAAAUUCAGUACAAAUCAAAGUCUCCUACAAAGUCUAAAGAAAUGGAGUUUGCCAUUUGAGGAGUUAGACCCUCUACUCAGAUUUGAACAAAUGGAUUUGGAUAAUGAGACUGGUCCUAGUGACAUCACAGGAGAUGUAAUUAACUAUCCAAAAGCAUGGAAUUCACGGCGGAUUGCAAUCUUAAACAAAUAUACAACAGGAGAAAAAUUAACUAUAAUCAGUAGUUUUCUGCCUGGUGGUGAAAAAAUUAGUACUUUUUCAGCUCUUUUAAGACAGGUUUCUAAUCUAAAUGAUAAAGUUAAACAUAGACUGGAACAGUUAGAUGACUUUGAUGAAUCAUCUAUAAGAAAAACUAUGGGACUUAGCCAGCAGGAAUUCGUCACAAAAAUACAUAUGCUUGAUGAAGAAAUAAAAAAAGCAUGGGAUACUGAACAACGGGUUAAAGCAUUUAAAAUAGCAAUUCAAUGUUCUAAGCUGCUCUCAGAUAUAAGUGUUAUGCAAUUUUAUCCCAGUAAAUUUGUUCUUAUAAGUAAUGUAUUAGACAAUUUUGGAAUGCUUGUUUUUGACCGUUUGAAAAAGAAAAGUUUUGGUGAUAAAGAUAUUAAAUUAGAAGACAUAGAUUCCAAUCUAGUGCCAGAGGCAGCAAAGGAAACCUGUCAGAAUUGGUUAUUUAAAAUGGCAUCAAUAAGAGAACUAUUGCCAAGACUUUAUAUGGAAAUGUCCCUACUCAAAUGUUAUCUUUUUACAUCAAGAGAAGAGUUAAAACCUGCCAUUGCAAGGUUGACAAAGAUGAUAAGGGGUAUUGGAAACCCUCUAGUUGCUGUCUAUGUUAGACUGUAUCUAUGUAACACAGCUGCUAAACUCUUUGGUAGAGAUAGUGAAAACUUUUUUUAUGACAACCUAAUGGAAUUUUUUGAUGACUACCCACAGAUUUUCCAUCCAGCCAUGAUAAAAAAGUAUGGAGCUCAGCUAUUAACCUCUGAUCAGUAUUUAAGUCUAUACGUACCAGCCGUGGAUUGGCUGCUCUAUGGUACUCUCAAUGCAACUCCUUGCAAGCUCACUCUUCUGGAAGAAUUUCUUGAGAAAUGUCAGAAUAAAGACAACAGUGAAUUACUUCUAUGUUGUUUUGUAUCUGCCUUCGACUCCCCAAGUGUUAUUAAGAAAUCAUCAAUUAUUAUGGAUAUUAUAUACAAGGCUGCUGAUGAAAUGGUACUUUUAAGUCAAGUCCUGAACUCAUUGGGUGAGCACAUGUGCCAAGCGGAGCCCUACCGUCACCCUUCAUCGGAGUCCCUCAGUCAGACGUGGUGGAAGGUCGCUUCGAACAUGCGCUCUACUAACAACUUCCUUCAAGCUUUGGAGCCCUGGAUGCAGUUCGCCUGUAUUCAGCUAUCGUCUCAGCAUAUAAACAUGUUGCUUCGUGGGACUAUCCGCUACAUGAUAAAGUGUGGAUCGCCGGCCGAUGAGUACAGCGUUCAGAUCCAGGCCGUCGUUAACAGAUUAUUGAAACACGUUCCAGAUGUUGAGGAGUUGUUCCUUAUGGAUGCCUUUAUGCCGCUUGUGGAGUUGGUGCAGACAUCUAACGCCAGGACCGCCAUGGCUAAGACUGUGUUGUCUGUGUUCUUUGAGAGAUUCACUUCAGUACAAAUAGAAGACCACAUCAUCAUCAGCAGUCUUAUGAGGCUGUGUUGCAUACUACACGACUCCAUCAACGCCGUGACAGUUGAAGACGAGAGCAAACUUGUCGCUGAACUGAUAAACAAGUUCAUCCUGGCGGUGUCUUAUCAGGAUGACCUUGAACAGCAGUUGAACUUCUACGUGGACUGCAGGGCGGCCUUCAUUAAACUGGAUUCAGUGCUAGUGACCUUGAUACAUUGUGUAAGCGCACUGUGGUCCCGUGCGGGCGCGUCGUGUGGUCGCGGCGCGGCGCGUGCGUGCGGUGCGUACGUGUUCGUAACGAGCCCGUCCCUGCAGUGUCCGCUCACCCGCGCUUCAUUGACGCUCCAGGCUGCGCAACUGUCUUUAUUAAACUGCUGCCAGGGACAAGCUGAAGCGAAUUUAAAAUCAUUCGUGAGUUUGAUACCAGAGAUACCGCAGUACAUUCAAGAGGACGCACAGAAGAAACCUACUCAUGAUAGAGUACUCGGUUUAAUAAGUAAUUUUCUGUCUACAUUACUUAUUUUGCCGGAUAAUAUGGAAAGUAAUAGUAAGGCGUACAUCCUGAGCGGGUUCAUAAAGAUUAUGGAGAGGAUACAUUGGAAGAAAACAGACGCUUUAUACUACACCAGCCUACUGAGAACUAUGGACCUUUUAUGUGAGAUGACUCGAGAUACAUACGCGUAUCAUAUAGAAGGAGUUAUGUCGAACGAUGAAUUGUAUGGGUGCGAUAGAGAAUUUAUAGAUGUCCUUGAAAAGCACGCCACGAACAUAUGUCAGGAGUUGUUGGUUGUGUUGAAGGCGCUCGGGGACGCUAAAGAGAACAAGAAACAGUGUAAUUUAGCUCUGGACUUGUUUUGGAGGAUUAUAAGGAGGGGUGACGUCAGCGACGGGUCGAUGGCCAGCCUAGCGAUGAACUUAUGGUCGCUGUCCAAGAAACAUCAAGACUCUAAUAAUAAAUAUGCGAAAUCACUGUUGAUAAGUUUGGAACAGGAUCCGACCCCGGGAUGCCAACGAUUGUAUGAAAAAAUAAAGGAUAUGUAA
This is a messenger RNA of Danaus chrysippus (African queen), 2805 nucleotides long. Lineage: Eukaryota; Metazoa; Arthropoda; Insecta; Lepidoptera; Nymphalidae. The record is from the annotation of a GenBank genome assembly.